This is a messenger RNA of Camelina sativa (false flax), 2286 nucleotides long. RefSeq lists its product as uncharacterized. The record is from RefSeq and is a predicted model, not a curated record. NCBI's taxonomy places the organism in Eukaryota, Viridiplantae, Streptophyta, Magnoliopsida, Brassicales, Brassicaceae.
AACCCAAAAACAAACAAGGUACGGAAGUCAUCACUCCUCCAAUUAGAAAUAGCCACGUAAGCAUUAGCCCGCGGAAAACAGACCAUAUGAGUCACACGUGAUGUUUUUCAUUCAUUCCUUCUCUCAAUUGCCUCGAACACGGAUUUGCUGCGUUUUAUGACUGAGUCGCUCUUUUUUUUUUUUUUUCUUAAUUAAUUUGUUUGUUUUCUUGGAGGGUUUCUUUCUUUGCUGUCUUUGAUUCUUUUUUUAAUGUUCUCUACGUUUCCGAUGCCUUAUUUAGAAGACAUAUACGCUUCUAUCUACGUAUAUAUAUAAAAAUAGCUAAAACAUCUAAAAGAAUUAAACACAAAAAAGGAGAAAACCCCCAAAACAAAAGAAGAGGAAUAAAUUCUGAAACCUAUGGCAAAGAAGGUGAGGAAGCUUCACGUAACGGUGAAGCCGGUGAGGCUUGAAGGUUUACCGUCUAUUCCCGGUGAUCAUGAAACGGCGGCAAAGAAUCUUUCUACGAUGGUGGAGGUGAAAUGGAAAGGACCGGUCUCCGGUUUCGGAUUAGGACUCGUCCCUUUUUACCGGUCUAAUCGACCGGUUAACCAUACGAGCUCUAAGCCGAUUGCUUUAGGCGUAAGCCAUGUAGAAUGGGAGGAAGAGUUCGAACGCGUUUGUUGCAUCGUUGGCCCAUGGAACAUUUCCUUCAAUGUCUUCUACGGAGAGACAAUGGAUGCGAAAAGCAAGAAGUCUUUGGUCGGAAAGGCGUCGUUGGAUUUGUCGGCGUUAGCGUCGAAGCUUGAAUCGACGGUGGGGAAAAAGCUUCUAGUUCGGUCAAAAGGUUCCGUGCUUUCGAAGGAAGCAACACUUGUGGUCAACGUGACUUUUUCCGAGGUAAGAACCGAACCAGACGACUUUAUACAACUUGGUCAGGUCUCCGUUGACUCAGCAAUUCCGACAAAGAUGUCAAGUCGUCGCGGCGGUGUAAGAGAUUUUGAUUCGUCUUCAUCUCCAGCCACCGCGCCGAGUUCAGGUGGACGUAGUCCAAUUGUGGAAAUCGGGUCAUCUUCAAGCCCGGAUGAGAACCAGUCUGAACCGGGUCAAAAAGCCGUGUUUAAUUGGUGGAAGAGAAGACGGUUAAGCUUUUCUGUGACAUGGAGAAGAGAACCGAGAGAGGAUGAACUUACAAAGAUAUCAACGGCGGAACAAGAAAAGCCGGCGGCGACGGCAGAGACUGAUUCAUCAAUCGAGGCAAACAAAUGGGUGGUGAAGGAUAUAGUGAGCCGCGAUGGCAAAUCGAAGCUAAAAUCGGAAGUUUACACUGCGUCGAUUGAUCAGAGAAGCGAACAAGCCGCCGGAGAAGCAGCUUGUGCGGCGGUUGCGGUGGUGGUUGCUCAUUGGUUCCACGCGAAUCCUAAACUUAUCAACCCUUCAGGAACAGAGUUUGAUUCGUUGAUCACGCAAGGCUCUUCUUUAUGGCAAUCACUUUGCGACAACGAAUCGUAUCUAAGAUUGUUUCCGAACAAGCAUUUCGAUCUAGAGACCAUCGUUUCCGCGAACUUACGACCGGUUAGGGUUUGUACUGAUAAAUCAUUUACCGGGUUGUUCAGCCGGGAGAGAUUUGCUUCGUUAGAUGGUCUCAUGUCGUUUGAUCAGAUUUGGGAUGAGGUGGAGAAAGAGGUUGCGUUAGCCUCAAGUAAUGGUGAAACUAGGGUUUAUAUUGUGAGCUGGAACGAUCAUUUCUUCGUGGUGAAGGCAGAUUUAGAUGGUUAUUGCGUAAUCGAUUCGUUAGGGGAGAGAUUGUUUGAAGGUUGCAAGCAAGCUUACAUUCUAAAGUUUGAUGAUUCGAGUUUGAUGUAUGAGAAAGAGGUGUCGUCGGAGAAGUUGGUUUGUGAGGGUAAAAAGUGUUGUAGAGAGUAUAUAAAGAGGUUUCUUGCGGCGAUCCCGGUGGCGGAGUUGGCGGCUAAAGAGGAGAAAGGGAAUGUAGUGGAUGUGUCUCUUCUUCAUGAGAAACUUCAGAUUGAUUUGCAUCAUAUUAUGUUGACUAGCUAGUGCUGAUUAGAGUUUUGUUUUCUGACUAUUGAUUGAUGACUCGUUAGAGUAUAGAGUUGUUAGGAUUGUGAGAUAGAGAGAGAGUUUAUUUGUGCAUAUGGUUCGCUAAAAUAGUUACCUUGAUGAGACAAUGUGUUGGGAAAAGUCAAGAAAAAGGUUUUUAUUUGUCCUGGCUUUGGUACGUUGUUUAAGAAAGUGACAAAUGGGUUUUUCACCAAAUGACUAUAUAUAUAUACGUAUAGUACACUA